Triticum aestivum (bread wheat) is the source of this 1591-nucleotide messenger RNA. RefSeq lists its product as uncharacterized. Gene Ontology annotation, molecular function: protein binding. The transcript is spliced from 7 exons. The coding region runs from base 138 to 1091 and encodes 317 amino acids. Lineage: Eukaryota; Viridiplantae; Streptophyta; Magnoliopsida; Poales; Poaceae. The record is from RefSeq and is a predicted model, not a curated record.
AGGAAUCCCCACGAUCGCACCCUCCAUAUAAAUGCCCUCGCCCCCUCUCGCCUCCAUUCCUCCAGCUCGGCCGUCCAAGCCAGGUCUUCCCAGCUCGAUCUGCCCCGGAAGCCAGAGGAGGAGAGCAGAGGAAGGCUAUGGGCAACACCGGGAGUACAUCUCCUGCAAGCUUAGGAAAGUCUCAUGUUCCACAUUUACAAUGGAAGGUUCCUGACUUCUCAGCGCUACUUGAGACAGGAGCCAUGUCAGCAAAAUCUGCUCCUUUUCACUGCUCCGGGUAUAAGUGGUUCCUGAAAGUGACACCACCAAUGCAUCAAAAACCUGGCGCUGAAACUCCAUAUGUUGGUCUUUCUCUUAAACUAGGCCGGACAACCCUGAAGCCGGGUGACACGGUAAAUGCCGUGUUUGAGUUAUCAGUAUACAAUCAUGCAAAGAAGAUAUACUAUGGACGCAAAGCUAGCCACAACUUUGAUUUGAACAAUACAUGCUCCAAGAAUGAAUGUUUGAUUCCUCUUCAGAAGCUACUAAAAUCAUCUGCUUUUCUAGUUGAUGAUAGCUGUGUCUUUGGUGUUAAGAUAUUGAAAAUUAAAGUAUGUUCUCCUGAAAAGAAGGCUGUUAUGGUUCUGAAGAAGGCUACCACACUUCAGAACCUUUUUAUCCAGAAGAAAGGGCUCAUCAAAGGGACCUACACCUGGACCAUGGACAACUACCAUGAAUUGGACUUGAAGCGCUAUGUUUGUUCUCCUACAUUUGAAGUCAGUGGACAUAAAUGGCAUGUUGGCAUGUAUCCGCAUGGAUGCAGACACAUCACCGGCCACAUCUCCUUGUUCGUAUACCUGGAGUCCUCGGAUAAGCUCUGUGACGAGUCCGGGAAGGUAGUUGAAUUGACUCUAUCCAUCCUAGACCAAAAGAACGGGAAACACUCCACCAUCACUUCAGGUCUCUCAGUGUUUGCAGGUGAUAGCAGCUGGGGAUGGCCCAAGUUCCUUACAGUCGAUAAAUUCAAGGAUCCGUCUCGAGGCUAUGUCCUAGGAUCGAGAUGCGUCGUCAAGGCAGAUUUCACUGUCGUUGGCUCCUCCAAUGAUGGUUAGAUCUUUAGCUCAUGGCCCUUGCAUCCUACUACUUGCUAGUAUUGUGUUAAGUUUUUGCCAUAUUGUUUUGGUAGCAGUGCUAACACGACCAUCAUAUGGUGCUAACGACAAACUUAGCACUGGAAGUUGAAAACAUGUUAGUUUUAUUUUGGGCAAUGUGAUGUUAGAAACUACUCCCUCCGUUCCAAAUUACUCGUCGCAGAAAUGGAUGUAUCUAGAACUAAAAUACAUCUAGAUACAUCCAUACCUGCGACAAGUAAUUCGGAACAGAGGGAGUACUUCAAUACGGAUGAUGCAAUCAUUUCGUUUGGCUUAUUAUCUCGCUAGUACAAUUUAAGUUUCUACCAUCUCUCCUCACUUUGUCCUGGUCCGCCAAAUAGAUUUUGGUGUUGGUGCUGUUAUUGGAGAGACAUAGGCUUGCUUGUUUGCAAGAUAAGUUCAGAGAUUGACACUUGCUGUUACAUGAACGAGGAAUAAUCUUAAUAUCAGUUACAGCUGGA